AUGUGUGAAGACAACGACCCUUCCGCCGUAUCCUCCCUCCGAUGUCUACUUAUUACAUGUACGCCCGGUUCCCGAUGGCUACUGGACACGAUUCUUACCUACCCUACUCCGCCCGUGCGUAUCGACAGGCUUGAGCAUCUCACCAUACACAUGCAAUUCUACGGCGACCUUUAUGACCGUCUAAGCCUAGAGAACCUUUCGCUUCUGAAAAGAAUUAUAGACCUCAACCGUGAUAACGACACGCUAGUCCGUGUUUCAGCUUUGUUCAUACAGACAUGCAGCGAUGGCCGCACCCCUCCCCCCUUUGAUCUUCCCCUAUCUCACUUACGUGCCCUAUCUUUGGACCUAGGACAUUUCCCUGAUAUAUUGGAAGUCAAUCCGCUUCCUAUCCUAGGCUGGUGGACGAACGCACUCAGACCAUCGCAUAACGUCCCGACCCGUCUGGAGUCUCUAACGAUCCAACUUUAUCUCGAUGACCAUGGCACCCACUGUCGUUCCUCCGCGGGUAAAGUGGUUUGGGCAAAUCUCGAUUCAGUUUUGGGGGAUGACAGUUAUCCACUCCGGAGAUUAACUAUUCUUUUAGUGGUCGGCAAAGAUUCCCCUCUUGGAGAAAUAUCAAACGCAUUGGACGUGACGGAGAAUAUCAUCAGAGAGUCCAUGCCUCGCCUUGUCCAGAAGGGGGCCCUGUAUUUCACCAAAGAUUUCGGAGACGGUGACUCUGAUGAAGAAGAUGACUGGGGCGUGGCAAUCCAACCUGAGUAUGUCCCGAAUCGACAAGACCCGGAUUGGUCCCAGAGCUUCACCAGUCAAACUGAUCUGCGCAAAUCAUUGAGCUCCUCGGUCACAAUGACCCAAGGUGAAAUGAGCGUCUUGCUGGGUGUUGCACUCCAUCUCGAACACAUCCAUAUGGUCGAAACAGACUGGAAGCAAGUUGAUGUCCUUGAUUUCACGAGAUCGCGGUGGUCAACUGGUGAGACGUUUCAAUCUCGGUUUGCCCCGCACCCUGCGUACUUUUGUAAACAAGUAAACAAUCGACAUCUGCUUCUUCAACGGAGACGACACAUGAUCUCACUCGACCCGACGGCACUUUGGUUCCAAGAACAUUAG
Messenger RNA from Guyanagaster necrorhizus, 1107 nucleotides. RefSeq lists its product as uncharacterized. The transcript has 4 exons. Bases 1 to 1107 code for a protein of 368 amino acids. The record is from RefSeq and is a predicted model, not a curated record. NCBI's taxonomy places the organism in Eukaryota, Fungi, Basidiomycota, Agaricomycetes, Agaricales, Physalacriaceae.